UUUCCUUCAGAAACGUGUAGUAAACAUACUAAUUUACCUCUUAGAUAUCAUUAUUUACUGUUAUCACAUUUGUUUUUGGUUAGUUUGGAAGUAAACAUCGUUGUUUACCUCUAGUUGACGCUCUUAUUUUGAAAGGGCGGCAGUGUGACGGAUCGCGGGCGGCAGCAGAAAAGCGCGCGCGCCUGACAGUUGGAGCGCAGUAGCUCCGAACCCGCGCCGGCCGCGCGGGCUGCAGACACGCGCACGCAGGUGAGACGCGCUUUGGCUGGAGCAGCGGAGUCAAAGGAGGUUCGGGAGGAAAACCCGCAUCGGUUCCGACAGAGUGACUCAGAUUUUGGAGGUCUUCACACAUCUUUGCUGGUCAGAAGAACAGCAGCGAGCCGACGGGACCUGAAAUGAACGACGGAAAAAAACUAGAACAAAAGGAUGGUUCUUAAACUUUUUUCUUUUAAGUGAUCACUUUAAUAACUGGCUUCAAGUAAGAAUUCUAAAUGAAGAAGAAGAAACAUGGCGGCCUUUUGGAAUCACGGCUCCCAUCCCUCAUCUCUGAACCCUAUGAUCUCCUCUGAUUAACACACCAGCAGCUUUCUGCAGACAUGACCGACAACGUCAGCUCCAGGAUGGACACGCCCACCAACAUCUCUCUGAGCUCCAGCGUCCCCAUCUCUGAUUCUCUGGAGUACAAGACUGUGUCGGUGUUCCUAGUCUUACUGGUGUGUGGAGUGGGAAUCAUUGGCAACAUCAUGGUGGUCCUUGUGGUCUUCACCACCCGGCACAUGAGGACGCCCACCAACUGUUACCUGGUGAGCCUGGCAAUAGCCGACCUGACAGUUCUGGUGGCGGCGGGGCUUCCAAACGUGUCUGACAGUCUGACCGGCACGUGGAUUUUUGGACAAGCCGGGUGCUUGGGAAUUACCUACCUUCAGUAUUUGGGAAUCAACGUGUCGUCCUGUUCCAUCACUGCGUUCACCGUGGAAAGGUACAUUGCUAUCUGCCAUCCCAUGAAGGCUCAGACGGUGUGCACGGUGUCCAGAGCAAAGCGGAUCAUCACAGGAGUUUGGAUCUUCACCUGCGUCUACUGCAUGCUGUGGCUCUUUCUCGUGGACAUCCAGGUAGGCCCAGAUGGACACGUCCAGUGUGGCUACAGAGUGAAACGCGAGCUUUACCUGCCCAUCUACCUCAUUGACUUCGCCAUCUUCUACGUCAUCCCGUUGCUCCUCGCCAUUGUGUUGUACGCGCUGAUCGCCCGGAUCCUCUACCUCAGCCCUCUGCCUCACCAGCCCGACACCAGCGCCACCACACUGCGCAGGAGCUGUCGGGACGCCUCCGAGGCGGCAAGACCGGGUCGCCAGGGUCGGCCAAAGAGCGCGCUCUCCUCCAGGAAACAGGUGACAAAGAUGCUGGCUGUGGUGGUGAUCCUCUUCGCUCUGCUCUGGAUGCCCUAUCGGACUUUGGUUCUGAUCAACUCUUUUGUGUCCACUCCCUACCUGAACGCUUGGUUCCUCCUUUUCUGCCGGACUUGCAUCUACGCCAACAGCGCCAUCAACCCCGUCAUAUACAACGCCAUGUCCCAGAAGUUCCGCCUGGCCUUUCGCGGGCUGUAUAGUUGUCAGCGGCUAGAAGGGAAUCAGCGAACUCUGUCAGCCAUGCAGUCCGGGUUCGGCACCAUACGAGACGUGCGGCCCACGCAGCCCUGCGCCAACCAGACUCAGGAAAAAGCAAGGAACGCCAUUCUCGGGACUUCUUCCAAUCCAAAAAUGAAGCAGAAUGGAGGCGGGCAUCGGGAGAAGUUGACGGUUAACGGCGUGUCAGCCGACCGCGAUGCGGACACUGGGCCUUCAGAUUUCAGCUUCAGACACAAUCCAGACGAGAUGUUCCAGACGGGUGAGAAGGAGCUCGAGCAGUCUGUGUCGAAUAACCCCACCGUUCAGUUUUUAGACAGAGAUACAUAAAAUAAUCAUCAGGAACGUGUAAAUAGAAUCAUUCAUACACAUUUACAGCUAAAAGGCAUAAGUGAAAAACUGCUUUUUUUGUUGUUACAAAAAUGAUACGUUUUGGAGAAUUUCUCUAAAAAAAUGUUUACACUUCUCAAAGACAGGGUGCAUUUAUUUAUUAAAGCUGUUGAUUUUCUGUAUGUUUACUACACAUUUACUAAGAUGGUGAAAGGAAUCGAUUCAGAGAUUUGAUGGAGUAUUACAUUUGACUCAGUUUUUACUUUCAUGAUCGCAGGAGAACAUUUUCAUUUAUAUGACAAAAGCUGAGAUAGCAAAACAAAUGAUGAUUAAAAAAUAAAAUGUUCACAUUACUAUCAAAAUUAUGGAUCAAUUUGUAAUUGUCACAAAUGUGUAGGCAGCUGGAUCCAAGUGUUUGUUUGGCACAGACAGGAGAACAAGAGUGAAGCACAACUAAACGUCCACAAAGCUAAACCAGGGUCAGGCAGGCAGAGGUCAAACACGAGCGUGAGGGCAUCAAAGAACAACCAGAGGGAUCAGGGUCCAGGUUAGGGUCGGGUCAGAUGAAACAGAAGAUCAAGUCAGGAUGAGAACGCUCCGUGAUGCAGACAGAUGCAGAGCUCAGUGCUCCAAGUACUGCUGGGAGUGAUUGCAAAUGGGAAACAGAUUUGGGGCUUCUGGGAUUGACAGCAGGGGCUGAUGGGAAGUGUAGUGUGGAGACCCAAGAGGGGGACACAGGGGACCGAUUCAUGACAUUAUUGGGAACUUUUGUCUUCACUGACAAAAAACUGUUUCUCGUUUCCAUGACAUUAACACUAUUUCUAUGUUUUAAUCCGUUCAGCCAGAAGUGUCUUUUUUACCAAAAGGUUUUGACAAAAGAUAGUAGAACUUUGCAUGGUACCAUAUGUUUACCAAAAGAUAUGAACAAUUUAAAAGAGAAUAUGUUCAUUUUGUUUUGGCUAAAAGUGGAUUGUUCCAAGGCCCAGUCCACCUAUUUCAAUGUGGCAGCUCCUCAAGCAACCAUUGAAACUGGAAAACAAAUGUGUGCACAUUUUUACAAAAAAAUGAGAAAUUUAGUUUGUUAAACUGCAGUUAGAUCUUUGCGUCAAUUAAAUGUUUUUUUUUUUUUCGUAGAUUUUAAUGAAAAAAACAGCUGUUACUCACUCUGCUUUUGAAAAAUUGACAUUAAAAUAGUGAUAAUUCGUCAAUCUUUGCAGUUCAGAGCCAACACAUUCACAGCAGAAAACGCACAGAAACAUUGAGCUGGGAGUCUCUUGUACAUACAGUUGUUGUUGUUACUAUUACAUUUUAAAGUAAGAUACAUUUCUAUAAAAAUAUGUUUAUUUGGUGAUAUUGUGAUGCAAAACUCUAUGAAAACCAUUUAUUACAUUGAGGUUCAUUUUUCAAACAACAAAAAUAUGAACUGGUAAUAAAUUCUAUUUAUUGUUUAGUGAAAGUAAUGUUACACAUAUUUGCUAUUCUUAUGAUUAUUUUUCAUUCUUAUUUACCAGUACUUUUAACAUUGAAAUAAAAUGUAUGUGGAUUUAUGUGGAACAAAAUAAAAGGUUAUUUAAAAAGAAUAAAGCUACAUUUCCUGCUAGAAAAUUUACAUGCAAACUAAAUAGAAAAUAAAUAGUCAAUUAGCAACAAAUAAUUUUAGGCUACAUUGAUAAAAUGUCAAAUUAAGUGCUGUGUACCUAAUUAGCUGAUUGAAAAGAGAAUGACAGUUAAAUACCCAAUAUGCUAAACUCAUUUUUUAAAAGUGUUAAACCAAAUGCUUAAAAGCUCAAUAAAAGAGGAUUACAAUAAAACAAGUUAAUUACAGGCUAAAUAUAAUAGAUUUAACUCUGAAAAUGAGGUUAAUUAAAUCCAAAAGGAGCAUUAUAAAUGAUUGGUAAUGUGGAACAGUGUGUUCUGUUAGUAAUUAAAUGCUGCAUGCCAAAACAGUCGAACAAAAUCCCAAAACAACUGAACAGGAAAUAAUGUUUUCUAAAGCCAAAAUGCUCCAAAUGAAUUCCUAAUAAUUAGCUCUAUAAUGUGUGUGAGCAAAGAGAUUUAAAGUAUUGGUGAAAGUGCUGAAUUAUUCAGUAAAUAUUAGAAAAUGCAAUAGUUACACAUCAAACGGUAAAAGAAAAACUGGUGCUAUGAUUAAUGAUGAAAGUGUAGGACCACAAAAAAGUGCAGUGAAAUGAUGCUUUUUAAAAUAGCUAACAAUAAACUUUAAAUAAUGUUAAAGAAAGUCAAUAAACUUGUUUAAAAUCUUAAUGUAUUGACUCUGUUUCAUAAAUUCUGUUCUAAAGUGAUAAAGAAUUCAGACUUUGAGCACAUCUAAUUGUUUAAAAUGUUAUUAUUGGUGAAUUUAUAGUGAAAUGUUUGGUAUUUUUGGAUGUUAAAUAUUUUUAAUCAAUAUUUCAUGCAAAUUUAUUGACAGUUUUUAUGAUCUUCUGAUGUUUAGUUGCUACAUUUAAAAUUCAGUACUGAUUGUGUUUAACAUUAACGUUUUGUGUUAUUUAAAUGAAUUUCUUGCUUCCAUGAACAUAUUUUAAGUCAGCUUUCCCUUUAAGUGGUGACGCAGGUCAUCAUCAGUUCAUUUCUUUUGGCGCUGCUGCAGAAAUCUAAUAGCAUGAUGACAUGCAUGUCUAGGUUGUAAACAGUGAUGUUAGCUUUCCAGCCUAAUGCCUUUGUAUUUUUUUUCUUGAACAUUGUUUCACUAUGGAAAAACCUUUGAGUGUCCUUUUUUUUCAGGUGAAUAUUUUGUUAAAAUGUAAAUAGAUUUUAAAUUAGCUUUUUUGUGUUAACUUCUUGUUGUAUUUCAAUGUUGUAAAGGAGGAUGUACAGUGAUGUAAAAAUUGUGAAAGUUAUUUUAUAAAAUCAGCAAACACAAUCUGUAUAAUCAUGUUCCAAACAUUUUGAUUGCAAAAAAAAAGAUUCUCUAUGAGGUGAUCAAGCUUCAGUCCUCAAGAUUUAUUAGUCGCUCUGCUUUAAGGCGUGUCACACUGCCGCUUCCUUCGAUUUGCGCAUAUUGUAAAAAUGAAAAAUGAUCAUACGUGAAUAUAUGAGGAAAAAGAGAGAAAAGUUGUGAAAUUUUGACACAUGAAUCACGAAUGAACAACGUUAAAACCACAGAAGAAGUACGAAUAAACACAUAAACCCGUACGUCAUUGAAUUUCUUCACUUUGAGUAGAAAUUCCAUCGCGUUAGCACCAUGGUCCGCAGACCCUCAUAGUGCUUUGCUUUAUUUAAAAGUCGGAUUCCUCUAGUUCUAAAUCAGCUGCUAGGCCCCAGCCAAGGCUCGCCCCGCCGAGACGCUGGAGCGGGAGACCGCUGGAGGUCAGCCAAUUAAUGUAAUGACUGUACUGUACAUAAUCAUUAAAAUUUAAUAUGCUGUUUAUUAGUAUUUUGUGAGUCGAUUAAGUAAUUUCAAUGUGAAAUGUGUGCCACAUAUGCAAAAUAAAAGUUAAACAUCGGUGGUACAUGUGUUAAAAGCUUUAGACAUUGAGGAAUUGUCAUAGAAAACCACAAAUAUGUGCAUCUAUUUCGCAAAAAUCACUCACAAUUGUGCAAGAUUUACAUAUUUCCAUGUAACAUACAUAAACUAUGCAUAAACUGUGUCAAUCGACCAAACAUUUUGAACAGCUCAAAACCAAAUUCCCAUAAAGACCCGUUGGUCGAGUCCCACGACGGACAUUUGUGCACAUUGACGAACGCAAGAAACAUGUGCAAAGUAGAUAUAUCAUGAAUGUAUCACAAAAGACUGAAAUUACAUAGGUGGACAAUGCGCAGAUUAAAUGUAGAGGCAGUGUGACACGGCCUUUAGGAGGUUUGAUGCAGUGGCGGAGCUAGAACAUUUUACAUAGGGGGCAGAAGACUUUGGAAGGGUGGCAAAUGAAAACAGC
Molecule: messenger RNA, 5848 nt
Organism: Oryzias melastigma (Indian medaka)
Lineage: Eukaryota; Metazoa; Chordata; Actinopteri; Beloniformes; Adrianichthyidae
Gene: trhr2
Product: thyrotropin releasing hormone receptor 2
Exons: 6
Coding region: 597-1952 (451 amino acids)
Biological process (GO): phospholipase C-activating G protein-coupled receptor signaling pathway
Cellular component (GO): membrane
Molecular function (GO): thyrotropin-releasing hormone receptor activity
Source: RefSeq, a predicted model, not a curated record